AUGAUAUACAGCAAUGGCUUCGUCGGCACCUGUGGCACGGAGGUCGUCUCGGUGGGCGCGAUCUGGACGCGGAUCAAGGCAGAGGACGAGGACUCGGACGACCCCGCCGGCCAGAGUGACGCCGGAUCCGCCCAGCCGAUGAUGCCGCGCUCGAAGCGCAAGCGCGACUCCGCUGACCCCGCCGCGGGCCCGGGCGACGCGCGCCUGGCCGACCCGUACCUGCUGCAGGCGCCGCCCUGCCGCCUCUCAGACCACCACAAGAAGCGCGGCAGGGCCGCCUCGGCGCUGCGCAACUGCGCGGACAACCCCAACUGCCUCUACGGCCUGGGCGAGCGCCUCAAGGGCGUCUGGCGGCGCGAGAGCCUGCUGCUGCGCGUGUUCGGGCCCGACCCGCGGGCUCGGCGGCGCGGGUCGGGUCGCGCGGGCCGGCCCAUGCCCUGCGGAUUACGCAAUCUCGGGGCCACCUGCUACCUGAACAGCAUGUUGCAGUGCCUGUUCGUCAACCUGCCCUUCCGCCGCGCCGUGUACGGGUGGGAGCCCAAGCAGCCGCUGACGGACGAGGAGCAGGCGCGGACCAUGCGCGCGCUGCAGAAGCUCUUCGCCCAGAUGCAGCUGGGCAACGAGAGCUACUACGACCCCUCGGAGUUCGCCUCCACGCUGUCAUUGAACAAUGUCAUGCAGCAAGAUGCGCAGGAGUUUAGCAAGUUGUUGUUGACGCAUUUGCGGGCGAUUUUUGGGCAGUCGCGGAUUUCGAGCCAUUGGGACUUGGUGGAUCGGAUUUUUCAGGGCCAGAUGAGCUACGUGACCAAGUGUCUGCGAUGCAAGAACAAGUCGAUGCGGCCGUCGUCGUACUAUGAGAUCUCGCUGAACAUUAAGGGGCACAAGAGCGUGGAGGACUGCAUUGGAUCCUAUCUGUCGGCGGAGGUGCUGGAAGGAGAGAACAAGUAUUUUUGCGAGCACUGCGAUUCUAAACAAUGUGCUGAGAGGUUCCUGGAGCUCAAGCCGCGCGCGCUGCCGCCCACGCUAAUGGUGCAGCUGCUGCGUUUCGUGUACGAUGCCAAUGCCGGGAGGAAAAAGAAGUUGACGGAUAUGAUUGAGAUCAAUGAGACGUUGAAUAUGACCGAGUUGCUCCGUCGUAGUGGCCACGCCGAAGCAUUUGAUGACUCAGCUGGUGACGCUAUUUACCGAUUACAAGGAUACCUGAAUCACCGUGGGAAAAGUGCGCACGUAGGGCACUACACGGCUUCCGUAGCGUACCCUCAUGAAGACGAAGGAGACGGUCCGGCAGUGGACUGGUUUGAAUUUGAUGAUGCGGUGGUGAGCGACACAACCAAGACAGACGCAGCAAAAGAGCGCAGCCAUGGUAAGAAAAUCCGCUCACGCGAUAUUUACAUGCUCCUAUAUGUUCGUGACGAUUCUGCAAGUGGCAGCAGCUUCAAUUCUUCCAACAACGGAAAUGCGAUGGAGGUACCCCAGCCCUCGGAUGCAUGUCGAGAUGAAGUGGAGGCGAUGAAGACCGCAUUUGACGCUGAAGUCGAAGAGUACGUAAGCAAGUCGAGUGGCAUGGAAGCUCGCAUCACGAAGCGCCUUGACGUCUACAAGCGCUUCUUUGAGAAAAGCCAGCCGUAUCCUGACCCAGCUGCUACUCAUUUCUACUGGGUGGACACUGAGUGGCUACGUCGCUGGGUGACGGGCGAAGAGAAUGACAGUUCAAUCAAGACAAAUGGAAAGGAGCAGGAGCAAGGCAAGCUUGAUCCAGGAGGCCAAUCGAGCGAUCGUAAUGAAGAUGGCGACGAUGACUGUUUGAUAAUUGAUUCACCAGAGGUAAAAUCGGUGGUAAAGAACGAGAAGUCUGGCGAGAAUGGAGAUUCUGCGACGGAAAGUGAAGGCUCUGGUGACGGUGAGGCCAGCCGCGUUCAUGACGAUGUGGAAAUUAUUGGCGAGACGCCUCCAUCUGCUUCGCCUCUUUCUUCUCCCACUGAAGCCCCCAUUGAUGUCGACAUGGUUGAUGCACCGCUGCGCGAUGAUGAAAUUCCCUUCACGAAGUCUGUCGAUGUAACGCUGUUUUGCUGUCCUCAUUCUGGCAAUGGAGGCCAGUCGGUCCUCCGCUUUGCGCCCGAAAAUGCGCCCAGACUAAAGCGCAUAUCUGCGAAGCUGUUUGCAUGUCUUCAAGAAGACUGCGGAAUAGACCGAGCCACGCCAAUGAGAGCGUUCGAAGCGCCCACGUACCGUUGCACUACCUGCGAAAAGGCAUAUCGUAACAAACUUCUGAAUGAUGUGGAUCGCCUGAAAGAAGUGAACGAGGAGCUGGAGCUCUUGAAAGGAUCCCCUGCCAGUAUAGCGGCUGCUGUUGCUGAAGGAGGGACGUACCUAAUAAGCCGCGCUUGGGUUAAAAGCUACAAAGCUCACCUCCAGGCAUUACACAAAGAGCUGACUCAUGCCGCUUCUAAGAGCAAGAAAGGGAGGAAAUCUCUCACCCAACAGGAAGUCAACGAGUUUUUUGCGACUUCCAACAACGAGGAGCUCGACGUGUGGCAAAAACCAAUUAACGAGGACAUUACGUGCGUGCACGGGAACCUCACGCUAGAGAAGCGGACAUAUCGUCCCGUAUCUGCAGAGACGUGGUCGUACUUCAGUACUAAGUUUCCUAUUCGGGCUGAGUACGCUGAAGCUGCAGCCGACACGUGCCCGCAAUGCCAGGUGGACGAUAUGGCCAGCAAAGAGUGCAUCCAGGUGGAGCGUGACGUGCGUGACGAAGUUCUCUCAGCCCCUGCGCUUGACGCUUUGUAUAGACGGAAGCCAAGGGGCGAAUCCAUUCGGCUUAUUGAUAGAUUCGAGCUGCCUGCUGCACACCGCGGCAGUGGGCUAGAGAAGGCGUCGUUCUGGACUAAACGAGAUGCAGUGAAGCUCCCCCGACGAAUGUUUUUGGUGUCCCGCCAGUGGUUGGCUCAGUGGAGGGAGUACAUCCGCAACGUGGAGGAAGAUUCGCCGCCGACUUUGUCGCUGUCGUCUAUACUUUGCUCGCACCAGAAAUUGGUACUGCCCCCAGGACUGCUGGCAGCGCAACAUGGGAAUCUCGUGGAUGCCAGCUCAUUGGAGGUGGAGUUCGUGUCUCAGGAUGAAAUGCAGGCUCUUGCUGAGCGCUAUGGUGACCCCGAACUGCCGUUUUAUUAUGGCCUCCUCGUUACGAAUAUUGCGGCAUCUGGUGAAGAGCAGUCUCACGUGGUGUGGCGGCAGUGCUCGCUAGCAUCGCUGCAGUAUGGCCACGAGAAAGCUAUCAGUAUUGAAGGCUGCCCGGACGGUGUUGUGCCGUUGGUUUGUCAGGACGCAAACGAGGACGGUGUUAUGUGCGCUGAAUGCCAGGCCAGCUCCGAUCGAAGACAUCGCGACGAGCUUGAGAACUUUUCGAACCGCGUGGUGAACAUCCAGCAGCUAAAUGACGACGAGGCUGUCCCGACGAUCGCUGCCAACGCUACUGACACGGUGUAUAUGCUCAAGAACAAGAUCUUUGCUGAAAUCGAUGCGCUGCCCAUCCGCCAGCGACUGUACUACAAGGGCGAGAUGCUGCAAGAUCACCGCUCACUGAAGCAUUACGGAGUGAAAGCUGGAGACGCUGUCUUCAUGAGGCUGUCGGAAGACAACGCCGACGAUCUUGUAGUGGACGAGAGCCAGGAGCGUGAGGUCGGCUUCGCAGACUCGGUCUUCCUUUCGCACGCAUCGACGUCGGCUUCAGCUGCUGGGACGCAAAACGGAGUCACUCCAGACACGAGCGGUGACCGGGCCAUGGCCUUGGCUAUCGCCAACAGCCACGAAACGCGGGUGUGGGUGUGUCCUGCCUGCACGUUCGUCAACGACGAAGCGGAUGCCAUUUGCGAGAUGUGCUCGGGCUCGAAAUGA
Molecule: messenger RNA, 3897 nt
Organism: Phytophthora sojae
Lineage: Eukaryota; Oomycota; Peronosporomycetes; Peronosporales; Peronosporaceae
Exons: 6
Coding region: 1-3897 (1298 amino acids)
Biological process (GO): protein deubiquitination
Cellular component (GO): cytosol; nucleus
Molecular function (GO): cysteine-type endopeptidase activity; cysteine-type deubiquitinase activity; protein binding
Source: RefSeq, a predicted model, not a curated record